Messenger RNA from Fonsecaea erecta, 1287 nucleotides. RefSeq lists its product as hypothetical. Bases 1 to 1287 code for a protein of 428 amino acids. The record is from RefSeq and is a predicted model, not a curated record. Lineage: Eukaryota; Fungi; Ascomycota; Eurotiomycetes; Chaetothyriales; Herpotrichiellaceae. The transcript has 2 exons.
AUGGGGAGGAGGGGCCUAUUAUACGAGCACGCCAUCGAACCCCUUUUGGCGACGUUCAACCGCCGCACCCCCCUCCUGCUGCUCUCGCUCUUCUGCACCUUCGCCCUCUUCGCGUGGUACCGGUCGGCGUCGGUGGUACCCUUGCUGCACAGCGACUACGGCGCGUACGGGCGCAAGAGGGGGUUUGACGGACAAUGGAACUACCGUCGCGAUGCCGAGAACUUGAUGCUGGACUCGCAGCAGUGCGAGCAGGCCUUUCCCGGCCUGUUUGAGGAGGUGGAGAGGCCUGUCAAUGAGAGGAUGCACAAUCCCAUCACCUUGGAAGAGAUCGAUGCGAUCCCCAAACAGAAUGGCUAUGUUCGGGCCAUGAUCUAUAAUCAACAGCUCUACAUCAUUGCAACUGCAGGAGGCAUCUACUCUCGCGGGAUUGCCACCCUCCACGCCUUGCACCGUGCCAUUCUGACGUCCCCGGAACCCCUUCCCAACAUCGAGUUUGCAUUCAAUACGGACGACCGCAUACCCUCGGUCCCGCUAUGGGGAUACGCCCGCCGCGCCGAAGACACACACAUCUGGCUCAUCCCGGACUUUGGCUACUGGUCCUGGCCGGAGACGAAGGUGGGCUCGAUGCGCGAGGUGCAGAUGAAAGCGGCCCUGACGGAGCAGGUCGAGGGAUGGAGCUGGGGUCGAAAAAUGGGCAAACUGCUCUGGCGUGGCGCGACCAUGGGCCUGGAACUCCGCGAACGCCUGAUCCAGGUAACGGCCGACAAGCCCUGGGCCGACGUCAAGGCGCUGGACUGGCACAACACGGAGUCCAUGACCCACGACCUCAAGUCCAUGGCCGAGCACUGCCAGUACAAGUACCUCGCCCACACCGAGGGCAACUCGUACUCAGGCCGCCUCAAGUACCUGCAGGCCUGCCAGUCGGUCGUGGUCGCGCACACGAUGGACUGGAUCCAGCACCACCACCCGCUCAUGCGCGCCAGCGGACCGCAGCAGAACUACCUCGAGGUCAAACGCAGCUUCGAGGACCUGGAGCGCAAGAUCGAGUGGCUGGAGACCCACGACAAGGACGCCCAGCGCAUCGCGGCCAACAGCGUCCGGACCUUCCGCGAGCAGUACCUCACGCCGGCCGCCGAGGUCUGCUACUGGCGUAAAGUCAUUCACGGCUGGGCCCAGGUGAGCUUCGAGCCUGAAUUUUUCAAGGUCGUCAACGGCACGUCGACGUGGAGGGGUUUGCCUGUGGAAUCCUACCUUUUGGAGCGCAGAAUGGAAUGGGAUCCUUACUAG